This is a messenger RNA of Ipomoea nil (Japanese morning glory), 822 nucleotides long. RefSeq lists its product as uncharacterized. Bases 1 to 822 code for a protein of 273 amino acids. NCBI's taxonomy places the organism in Eukaryota, Viridiplantae, Streptophyta, Magnoliopsida, Solanales, Convolvulaceae. The transcript has a single exon. The record is from RefSeq and is a predicted model, not a curated record.
AUGGAAGGUCGAACCAAGUCCCCGGGUCGGACGUUGCUCACCGCCUUGCCCUUCUCGGCCAAGAUUAUGGCGUAUAAGAUACCCGGCGACUUUAAGUUCCCCGAACAGGCCACCUUCGACGGAUUCGACGACCCACGCGAGCAUCUUUUGAGUUAUCAAGCCAAAAUGAAAGUGCUGGGGGUUCGAGAUCCCGUCAUGUGCCGCGCUUUCCUGCUGACGCUGAAGGGAUCGACGCAAAGAUGGCUCGUGAGCUUGCCCCCGGGCUCAAUUCGCAGCUUCGAAGAGUUGGCCGACCGCUUCAUGAGUCAUUAUGCGGCUAACAUCAAGCCGCAAAAAGAUUUAACACAUCUCGGGGAUAUCCAUCAAGAGGAGGGCGAAUCUCUCAAAACUUACCUGGCCCGGUGGCAAAAGGAAAUUCAGUCCAUUGAGGAAGUAGAGGACCAGACUGCCCUCACCUUCUUCAUCGAAUCGCUGCGAUCCGGCCAAUUGUAUCGCGACCUUCGGGACAACCGGCCCGCCACCUACGCGGAGGCUAUUCACAUGGCCAACAAGCGGGCCAAUACGGAACAAGCCGUAAAACAUAAACGACAACGAGAAGUCGGAGGAUCUUCCGGGGGAAAGCGAACCCGGGCAGAGGUACGGGAAAGAUGUCCGGACCCGGCCCGGCGACCCGAAGCUCGACGUGUAUACGGCCGCCGAGUGCAAGUGAAUGCCAAUGCAACCCUCCGGCUGGUUGUAGAUCGGCUGGCCUUCCGGCGGGAAGAGGGUGGCCGAAGGACCAAGAAGGAAGGCGGCCAUAUUGAGGUCCGCCUCAGAGACUAA